Morus notabilis is the source of this 2296-nucleotide messenger RNA. RefSeq names its product putative glucose-6-phosphate 1-epimerase. The transcript is spliced from 8 exons. The coding region runs from base 1123 to 2061 and encodes 312 amino acids. The record is from RefSeq and is a predicted model, not a curated record. Gene Ontology annotation, biological process: carbohydrate metabolic process. NCBI's taxonomy places the organism in Eukaryota, Viridiplantae, Streptophyta, Magnoliopsida, Rosales, Moraceae. Gene Ontology annotation, molecular function: isomerase activity; carbohydrate binding.
CUGAAAAACAAAGACCGUUUUUCCCUCCUCAUCGUCCUGGUCUUCUCUUGAAUUUUUUCUUUCCUUUUUAAUUUCAUCUCUUCUCACACUUCCGCCAUUUUGCCUCCUAAACACUUCAUCUAUUUUUUUUUUAACUAUAAUUAUUAAUUAUUAUAUUUUCUUGGUGUUCUUUCGUUUGGUUCAUUUGAGCACUAUUUUUCAAUUGUUUAUUAUAGAAGCUUCAGAGUUUGGGAAUGCUUCUGGGAAAGUGGUCGCUUCAACAAUAGAUUUCCUCACCAUACGUGUACCUUAACUUUUUCAAGUUCUUGAGUGGGCAUUGGUUUGUUUUUUUGUUUUUUUUUUCCGGACAUUGAAUGUGUUGAUUCAGUUCAGAUUGGUCUUAAAAGAGAGGAUUAUUAAUUGUCCCUGAAGUUUCUGGUUUUUAAGGUUGUCCUUUCUUUUAAUUUUUAUUUUUAACUUGAUGGGUUUCCUUAUAGCUUAGAAUCUUCAUAUGGGUAGAGUAAAUUUCACACACCCUUGAAAGAAAUUGCCUUCAAUUCCUUCUUUUUCAAACGGUUUUUAUUGGGACGCUGUAUUAGGGAACUGGGUUGCAAUCUUUUUUCACAUAAAUGUUUGGUUUUGAAUGAAAAAGAGGGGAAAAAAAAGGCAAAAGCUUUUGUACUAAAUUCAGGAACAGGAUUUCGCUCCUUAUCUCCUCUUUUGAGAUAUUUUGCUUGUCUACACAUGUAAUGUGACAAAUUUUCAGGGCACUUAAUCAUGAACUUUUAGGUAAGGUGUCAAAGAGUUUCCUUAGCAGGUGUCAAAACUUUCCCUUUUUUUUUUUUUUUUUGAAGUUUCUGUUUUUGGGAUUUAGGGCUUUAACAAUUUUUUAUUCUCAUAGAUCUGAGGGACAGAGUUGUAGAGGAAAUCAAUGUGGUAGCUGGGUUUCUGGUAUUUAAUUCAGAGAUCACAGGGUUUUUCACAAGAUAUGGAUUUCGGGUCAAGUUUAGAAUUUUAUAGUCUCUCAAUGUGACUUGUGCUCAAUCCAAUCCGUACAGCAUUAAAGAGAAGUUUGAGUUUCAUUUGGAGUUAGAGAGAGAGAGAGAGAGAGAGAGAGAGAGAGACUUUUUUUUUCUUUGAGAAAUGGGUCAUUCAGCAGCAGUUUGGGAUUAUAAGGCUGCAACUGAGAUUACAAAAGACUGGAAUGGGAUCGACCAAGUUGUGCUUCGGAGCCCACAAGGAGCUUCAGCAAGGGUAAGCUUGCACGGAGGACAGGUCACUUCAUGGAGGAGCGAGCAUGGGGAAGAACUCCUAUUCACUAGUAGUAAGGCCAUAUUCAAGCCCCCAAAAGCGAUACGAGGAGGAAUACCCAUCUGUUUCCCACAGUUCGGAAACGGUGGAUCAUUAGAACAACAUGGAUUUGCAAGAAACAAGAUUUGGGCAAUCGAUGAUGAUCCUCCACCUCUGCGUCCAAAUGAUUCUCAUGGGAAAUCUUUCGUUGAUCUUAUACUCAGACCAUCUGAGGAGGACCUAAAAUGCUGGCCCCAUAGUUUUGAGUUUCGUCUCAGGGUUUCUCUCGCAACAGAUGGAGAUCUAAACCUAAUAUCACGCAUUAGGAAUGUAUAUUGCAAACCAUUCAGUUUCUCCUUUGCUUAUCACACGUACUUCUCGGUUUCUGACAUAAGUGAAGUAAGGAUAGAGGGGUUGGAGACGCUCGACUACUUAGACAAUCUUUUUCAAAGAGAACGCUUUACCGAACAAGGAAACGCUGUAACAUUUGAAUCUGAGGUGGACCGUGUUUAUCUCAGCGCUCCUAAUGGGAUUGCAAUCCUUGAUCAUGAAAAGAAGAGGACAUUCGUGAUACGAAAGGACGGACUACCCGAUGUUGUGGUUUGGAAUCCAUGGGAGAAGAAAUCAAAAUCCAUGGGAGAUUUUGGUGAUGAGGAGUACAAACAGAUGGUCUGUGUCGAUGGAGCUGCAAUCGUGAGACCAAUCACGUUGAAGCCGGGGGAGGAAUGGACGGGGAGAGUGCAGCUCAAGGUCGUGCCUUCAAGUUUUUGCAGUGACCAUCUCGGUCUAUAAGAGUUGGAUGAAGGGCCUCAGUUUCCUUGUUUCAUAAAGAGCUUUGGGGUUAUUAUGUUUUUAGGUAGGAGAGUUGUGAUAGUUUAAGCCAGAAUAGUUUUAAUACGUUCAGGGGGAGAAAUCCCUUGUGAUAGAACAAGUCAAGCCUGAAAUUUUUGAAGAAUGGCAUCCUAGUUUUUCUUUCCCUUUCUUUCGUUAAUGUCUUUGUGAAUGUUGGAAGCUAGAUAAAUGUGUA